Messenger RNA from Arabis nemorensis, 651 nucleotides. The record is from the annotation of a GenBank genome assembly. NCBI's taxonomy places the organism in Eukaryota, Viridiplantae, Streptophyta, Magnoliopsida, Brassicales, Brassicaceae.
AUGGCGGCUCGAACCUUCAUCUUGUGGCUUCACGGGCUUGGCGAUUCUGGACCUGCGAACGAACCUAUCAAGACAAUUUUCAAAUCCCCUGAGUUUAGGAACACUAAGUGGCUCUUCCCUUCUGCUCCAUCAAAUCCGGUUUCCUGCAAUUAUGGUAUGGUGAUGCCUUCUUGGUUUGACAUCCUUGAGCUUCCUCUUACGGCGGGCUCCCCGAGAGAUGAAAGCAGUGUGCUUAAAGCGGUUAAGAACGUUCAUGCCGUUAUAGAUCAGGAGAUUUCAGGAGGAAUAAAACCAGAAAAUGUGUAUAUCUGUGGAUUUAGCCAAGGAGGCGCGUUAACCUUAGCUAGUGUUCUUCUUUACCCAAAAGCUCUUGGAGGAGGUGCAAUCUUCAGCGGAUGGGUUCCAUUCAACUCUUCAAUCAUCAAUCAGUUUACCGAAGAUGCGAAAAAGACACCAAUCUUGUGGUCUCAUGGCAUUGACGACAAGACUGUACUAUUCGAAUCUGGUCAAGCAGCUCUUCCUUUUCUUCAAGAAGCUGGUGUUACUUGUGAAUUCAAGGCUUAUCCGGAUCUCGGGCACUCGAUCAGUACUAAGGAGCUGCAAUAUCUGGAGUCAUGGAUCAAACAACGGAUGCAGAGUUCUUCGUCAUGA